UUUAGUCAGCAUUAAAGGAUCCCGUCUCAGCUUUGCAGAAUCUCCACUCUACUUAACCACAUCACCACCACCAAAGAGAGAGGGAGAGAGAGAGAGAUGCCCUCCUACUAAGAAGGAGAAGCAAGUCAUAAGAACAGGUUUGCUGCUCCCAAUCUGCCUGGAGAUGGGUGAAGAGAACAAAGAAGAAGGAAAGAAGGAAGAGGGAGGAGACACAGAAGAGAAGAAGAAGGAAGAAGAAAAGAAAGAAGAGGAGAAGACAACUGAAGAGCCUCAGGAGAUUGUCCUCAAAGUUGAUAUGCAUUGUGAGGCUUGUGCAAGGAAGGUCUUCAAAACCCUGAAAGGAUUUCAAGGGGUUGAGGAAGUAGUGACGGAUUACAAAUCUCAUAAGGUGGUAGUGAAAGGGAAGACAGCAGAUCCUAUAAAGGUGUGUGAGAGAGUUCAGAAGAAGAGUGGUAGAAAAGUGGAGCUUAUUUCACCUUUGCCCAAACCUCCUGAAGAGGAGAAGAAAGAAGAGUCUCAAGACAAGAAGGAAGACAAGAAGGAUGAGCCUCCUCCUGUAAUCACAGUGACAUUGAAAGUGCACAUGCACUGUGAAAACUGUGCUCAAGUUUUGCAAAAGAGGAUCAGAAAGAUAGAAGGGGUUGAAUCAGUAGCUACAGACGUCGCGAACAAUCAAGUGACGGUAAAGGGUGUUGUAGAUCCAACGAAGCUUGUGGAGAAUGUCUACAAGAAGACUAGGAAACAAGCAUCAAUUGUGAAAGAGGAAGGAAACAAAGAAGAAGAGAAGAAAGAAGAAGAGAAGAAAGAAGAAGAAAAGAAGGAAGAAGGAGAGAAGAAAGAAGGUGAGGAAGGCAAGGGAGAAGAUGAUAAUAAAGCUGAUGCCAAGAAAUAUGAGUAUUGGGGUCCCAAAUACUAUAUGGAGUACUAUGCAUAUCCUCACAUUUUCAGUGAUGAGAACCCAAAUGCAUGUUCUGUGAUGUAGUCAUGUAACUGUAGCUAAGUCAGUUAUCUAUGAAUGUAAUGCAUGUUUCCAUUA
Macadamia integrifolia is the source of this 1036-nucleotide messenger RNA. RefSeq names its product heavy metal-associated isoprenylated plant protein 7-like. The transcript is spliced from 6 exons. The record is from RefSeq and is a predicted model, not a curated record. NCBI's taxonomy places the organism in Eukaryota, Viridiplantae, Streptophyta, Magnoliopsida, Proteales, Proteaceae. The coding region runs from base 164 to 982 and encodes 272 amino acids. Gene Ontology annotation, molecular function: metal ion binding.